Molecule: messenger RNA, 1324 nt
Organism: Meleagris gallopavo (turkey)
Lineage: Eukaryota; Metazoa; Chordata; Aves; Galliformes; Phasianidae
Source: RefSeq, a predicted model, not a curated record
AUGGCAGAAGGAUCAAAGGUAUUCAAGAAGACCAGCCCCAACGGGAAGCUGUCCAUCUACCUGGGGAAGAGGGACUUUGUGGACCACGUGGAGUCGGUGGAUGCCGUGGAUGGCGUCUGCCUCAUUGACCCGGAGUACCUAAAGGACAGAAAAGCACAGCUUGUCUUUCUUUCCUCCUUUCCCAACCUUUCCCCUGCGCCUUUCCCUCCUCGCUCCCCUCCAUUCUCACCCACGCUGGCCCCAGUCUAUGUGACACUCACAUGCGCCUUUCGCUACGGCCGAGAUGACCUGGAUGUCAUUGGGCUGACCUUCAGGAAGGACCUCUACGUCCUGACCACGCAGAUCUUCCCACCGGUGCCUGAGCAGGUGCCCAAAACCCUCACCCCUCUGCAGGAGAAGCUGCUGAAGAAGCUCGGUGAGAACGCCUACCCCUUCACCUUUGAGAUUGCAACCAACUUGCCCUGCUCGGUCACCCUCCAGCCGGGACCAGAUGAUGUGGGAAAGGCCUGCGGCGUGGACUUCGAGGUCAAAGGGUUUUGUGCUGAAAACCUGGAGGAGAAGAUUCACAAGCGGAACUCAGUGCGCCUCGUCAUCCGCAAGAUCCAGUUUGCACCUUUGAAGACAGGCCCAGGGCCCAAGUCAGAGACCACCCGGCAGUUCAUGAUGUCUGACAAGCCCCUGCACCUCGAGGCCACCCUGGAAAAGGAGAUCUACUACCAUGGAGAACCCAUCAACGUGACUGUCAAUAUCAACAACACUACCAACAAGAUCGUGAAAAAAAUUAAGAUUGCAGUUGAUCAGAUCACAGAUGUGGUUCUCUAUUCACUGGACAAAUAUUCAAAGACUGUGUGCAUGGAGGAGAUCAAUGAGACUGUGGCAGCCAAUUCCACCUUCUCCAAAACGUACUCUGUCACCCCCACGCUCUCAGCCAACCGGGAGAAGCGAGGCCUGGCUCUUGACGGCAAGCUCAAGCACGAGGACACCAACCUGGCCUCCACCACCAUCCUGAGACCUGGCAUGGACAAGGAGGUGCUGGGGAUCCUGGUGUCCUAUAAAGUGAAGGUCAACCUGGUUGUGUCCCGAGGAGGCAUCCUGGGGGAUCUCACUUCCAGUGAUGUCGGUGUUGAGCUGCCUGUCAUCCUGAUGCACCCGAAGCCUGUGGAUGAUAAACCAAGGAGCGAGGAGGACAUCGUCAUCGAGGAGUUCGCUCGCCAGAAGCUCAAGGGAGAAAAAGACGAUGAAGACGAGAAGGAGGAAGGCGAGAAGGAGGAGAGCUGAGCUGCCUGCAGACGGAGGCACGGGGGGCUGUUCCCCCAUAGCCCCC